ACACCGGCCAGUCCGAUUCCUCGUCGCAGUGCGAUACGGUCGAUAGGAGUAAAACGUAGUGCAACCACGGGUGGUUGCAGCGAAUUGCAGCAACGACGCCGACGCGUCGGCACACGAGAAUCACCCCCGGCGCCACGAGCCACUUUACGCGUUUCGCUCCGCUCGGGAUAGUCUCGUUCAUUCCGCUCGUGGGUGUCGAAGAGACCGCGACCACGUGAACGAGAGGAAGUCUCUCUCGUAAACUCGGGAGUGUUUGUCGAAGUUGAGAGCGUAAAACCUCGGCGGCAGUUAAACACAGUGUGCUAGUGCGGAGUCGUUUUCACAUGGAGAUUACGUUCGUGUUUUGUACAUGCUAUGACAUUGAUCGUUUCACACGGGGACUUUUGCAAACAGCUGUCGGUGAAUAGCCCUCGCGGAAAUCACGGGCGCCUGCGUUCCUGCAAAAAUCCCCGACUAUCGUCGACUAUUUCUUCUCAAUGGACCUCGUUUGUUGUCGACUUCGGAGGUACAAUAGUUGCGAAUUUCCAAGGCUGAUUAUCCGUGAACCCGCGGAACAAAGGCCGCCGCGGUGUGCAAAGAAUCCAUAACGAAUCCGCGGAGAUCGUCGGAGAAAUCGGAAACGACGUGAUUCGCGACGGUCACGUGAGCUUUUUUGCAGUCGCGAAAGGUGGUUCGCCGUGCAUCGAUCACUCCGGGAUUUCCCGACGUGGGGCCGCGUCGCGACGCGACACAACCGGGACCACCAUGCCCGGGACAAGACGAAGGUGAAAGAGCCGUGGAAAAAGCUGAGGAAGAAGGUGUACAAACAAACACUCUUCGACGAACGUCGCUCAGUCAUAAAUUCCCGUGCAAACAGAAACGAUCGCGUCACCGUCGCCGUGACAUUGGUUCCUGUCAUGCGAACUGUUUACGUUAUUUCAAACCGACUUCGCGGGCCGAGGUAGCGCACUUGGCGAAUUCACGUCACGAGUUCCCGAAUCGUGACACGAGCAAUCGACAGCCUUGAGGAGAGACGCGGCCCUCCCUCCUUUCCACCCACCCAUCCUCAGUCCCGAUCGUCGAACCUAUUCGUCGUACAUUCGAGACGCAGUCGCGUCAGUCGUUUACGUCCGUCGGAUAUUCACCGGCCUGGGGCAAUGCCGAUAACCCUGAGGCUCCCGAACUCGCGUUCCAUCAGGUGUCGCUUGGACAUCUUCGAGUCGACGUGAGGGGAGCACGCGUGUACCAGGAGCGAAGGGUAUAAGCGCGGAGGAGGACCGAACGAAGGGACGCGACCAAGUAUCGAUCGACCUGCAUCUUGAAGAGGAUGCUCUCUUCGGUCUCGUAAGAGCGAAGUUCACGUCCUGGUCACGUGCCACGAGGAACACGGGGACGAGCGCGGCGAGGUGAGGAACGAGGGUAAUAGGGAGAGAACGGGCGGGUCGGGGGGAGGAAAGAGAGACGACCUCCAACGAACGACGUCGUACGCUGUCAUGGAAAAUCGAUUCGCCACCACCGACCACCCCGCUACGACGACCACCCGCCGCAGUGCAAUGACCUCCAAACCGGGAAGAUCCUACAGCGUGAGGUAAGCGGCUUUCGCUGUAGAGAUCGGUCGGCUCGUGGGACGGUGAGGGGGUGGAAGAAGAAAUAGGAGGAGGAAGAGAAGGGUCUCCGCGAGUCGGAGGUCCUCUUUCGCAGUCGCUGGCUAUGAUCCCGCCGACCAUGCACGGACACGAGUUCAAUCAGCCCUUGUCGAGGGUGGUCAUGGUCCGUAAAACGGACCAGAGGACCUUUAGUAAAGGGAGACGAGGCGGCGAGCCACUUCUGGAAACCGUCACCAGGGAAACUGUCGAGCUCUUCAACGGCGGCCGAGCCGAGAGGAAGUACACCUCUGAAACGAGAGACAUCGUUACGCCAAAGUCCAACAGGUCGAGGACAGACUCCGUAAGGUCGAAGUCCCCGUUGACGGCGUCACCAGCAUCGCCGGGCCCGCUGUCGAAUUCCUUGCACGGCAGUUUCCACGGUAGCUUGGGAAGCGAUGGCAUGUCCUGCAGCAGCGCCAGGUCCUCUUCAGCGUCUCCCGACUCUGCGAGGUAUUCAUCGUCGCAGAUAACAAAGACUGACACGCGUAAACCAUCUGUGCGCAGAUCGGGGCCCCCGAAGGAAUUCAUCAACGUCUGCCUCGACACGCACAAUUUCUACCGAUCGCGGCACGGAGCGCCGCCGUUGCGACUCAGCAAGCAGCUGUGUAAGACGAGUCAAGACUGGGCCAACAUACUAGCGGCUAGAGGUAGACUAGAGCACAGGGCGAACAUUGACUAUGGAGAGAAUCUCUAUUGUAUGUGGAGCUCCAAUCCGAAGACCAUCGUUGGUGGCGAGGAACCAGUAAACGAUUGGUACGCCGAAGAGGCUCAGCAUCAGUAUGGAAAGGAGCCGACGACGUUAAAGACUGGUCACUUCACGCAAGUGAUCUGGCGAGACAGCACAGAAUUGGGGGUGGGAAUGGCCAGGAAUCGGAACGGGGAGGUGUACGUGGUGUGCAAUUACAACCCUGCCGGCAACUUCUUGGGCAGCUUCACGGAGAACGUUUUGCCGCCCGUUGAUACGAGCCCGACGAAACGAAUUAACUUCAGCGAUCUGAAGCAGCAAUGCACAAUAGACGAGCAGGCGUGGCAGCAGGAGGCAUUGCUGGUUCACAAUGAGUACCGGAGGAAGCAUCGCGUGCCGGACUUGAGGCUGAGUCCCGAAUUAACGGCCGCUGCCAAGGCCUGGGCGAACACGUUGCUGAACACAAACAAACUGAUACCUCAAUCGUCGUCUCCGUACGGCGAAAACAUUUAUUCGAUGCAGUGCUCCGAUCCCAAGUUGAUCGUUUCCGCGCGGGAGGUCGUCUCCAAGUGGUAUUCCGAGAAGAAGGAGCACAAGUUCGGCGUCGAGCCGAAAGUUCUCAAUACAUGUCACUUUACACAAAUCGUCUGGAAGAAAACGACCGAGAUGGGCAUAGCGAUGGCUAAACGGGACGGUACCUGCGUUAUAGUAGCGUGUUACCAUCCGAGAGGUAACAUAGUCGGACAGUUUACCGAGAACGUACUGAAGCCCGUGAGGGGCGGCUGUUAGCCCGCGUUCGCUCCUAUCGAUAAUGUAUCUAAACUCUGUAUUUAUAUAUCAGGCAGAUAUAGAUGAUGUCAAUCACGCGUAAUGUAUGUAUAUAAGUAAGACACUUGUGCAUACACUUAGAAUAAACAUUCCACGUACACGUA
This is a messenger RNA of Odontomachus brunneus, 3242 nucleotides long. Its product is annotated as repressed by EFG1 protein 1-like. Lineage: Eukaryota; Metazoa; Arthropoda; Insecta; Hymenoptera; Formicidae. The transcript has 8 exons. Gene Ontology annotation, cellular component: extracellular region. Bases 1690 to 3099 code for a protein of 469 amino acids. The record is from RefSeq and is a predicted model, not a curated record.